CUGAAUACCAAAGUAAUGGCACAUUUUUUGAACGUACGAGUAGGAAAAGUGGUGGUGUCGUUGUCGGUAUUAUUGUCGUCGUCCCGGGCACGACGCAAAACUGCCCCCCAACCCAAGGUGUGGUGCGACCCGUGCCGAGGGGUGCGUGGCACAGGGGAGCUGUGCCUCGAACGGGGCCUCUGGGAUACCGGGCGCCCUCCCAGAGUAUCCAGCCCAGCCUGGGCACGCGGGGCUCUGCCCGGGUGGUCCACACCUUCCUCAGCGUCUCGUGGGAUCAUAGAGAAAAAAACUGAAAUUAGCUCCGAGCGAGCAGAUGCCGAGAAUUCCAGGGGACCUCCGAGUGAGGCGACCCGGGAUUCCGACCAGACCGAAGGUGAACUUGGUGUGAGGGGGCCUCAAUAUGAGGGGACCCUGUGCCUCGUAAACAAUAAUAAAAAUACUGUUGUAGAGGGAGAGUAUUCAAAACUCGCAACAGGAGGGACCUUAGCUGUUGUAUCCGACACUGGGAAGACAGACACGUCCAAAACUUGCUCUGAAAGAGCCCUCUGGGCAAGAGGCAACAGUUCUGAGGUAGAGAGCUCGUACCUCGCAGGCGAGUCUGUGCGAGACAUCCCAGUCACAGAGAAUGCAGAUGCGACUCCAGCAGUGAUGUAUGGGGAUCUUUUGGGAGAGAGAGAGAUGUCGGGCAUCGUAAAAGAGGUAAUGGAUAAAUUGAGAGAAGCUGAAAAUUCUGUAGAAGUGGAAGAUGGAAACGGGAAAACUGAACAGGAAAUGGAACAAGAAUGUGGUCAAUCUGGCAAAUUUGGUGCUGUGGUGGAGGUGGAAACUGAUGGGAAGGAGACAGGUGUUGGCCGAGAGAAACUCAAAAAGGAGCGCUGGUCCAGAGCACAGAAACUCCAAAGGAAAAUAAUGCGGGUUGAGGCAGCACUGAAGCUAGAGAUUGCUAAAGUUGAACAAAAGAAACAGAAACUGGAGGGAAUAGCGCUACUCUGUGAAACAAGUAAUGAGGAAGGUGACAGGAAGGACACAUCUGUUGCUCAGGAGCAACUAAACGAAAAGCGUCUUUCGGGUGCACAGAGGCGAAAAAUGAAAAAAAUGAUGGCCAGGGCAGCAGGGGAGAGAGUGCUUACUAAAUCUGAACAAAAGAAACGUAAACUGGAGGAAGUUACUCCAAACUACGAAAUAGGAAACAGAGAGGCUAAAAAAGUAAGUAGCACCGUUCAAAACGAAGCACCUGUUCUGUCAGUACCUCCAGUCUACACAGACAGACAACUAAGAAGAUUUCAAUGUAAAUUGAAAGCUAAAAAAUUUAAAACAAACACUGAUGGAGGGAAAGCUCCUGUUCUGUCAGUACCUCCGGUCUCCACAAAGAAAUGUGUAAAAAGAUUAAAACGCAAAUUGAAAUCUGGGAAGCCACACGCUACUACUAAAACUGUCACAAAAUUUGUUAGUGGAGGUAUUACUGGAGGUGACGCAAAUGCCUCGGCUACAGAAGAGGUAACUGGAGGCAAUGCUUAUGCGCCUGUGACUGAACAGGUCAACAAACGUAGAAAAAAUGUUUUGAGUCAAACAGCAGCAGUGGGGGGAACAAAACAACGUGUCACAGCUGGGCAAAAAAGGAAAUAUAAAAGACAGAAACAGCGUGACAUUACUAAAACUUUCAUCAAAUUCCUAAGUGGUGGGUUUACCGGAGGUAAUGACAAUGCCCCUGUGACUGAAAAGGUUGACGAAUACAGUACCGGUGUUUCGGAUCGAGAAGCAGAAGGAGAGGAGGAAACGGCUGGCUCAAUGAGGGUGGCUGUUGUGCCCGUAGGUUUCCCCGAUGUGAAAAUGACAGAGGAGCAGGCAGAGAUGGUGUGGGCUGCACUCACAAACAUGAUUGACCCAUCCGAGUCUGAGGAACUGGUCCAGUUUUCUGCCAUGCAGUAUGAGAAUGGGGGUUUAGCGAUCACUUGUACGGACAGGCCGACCAAAGUAUGGCUGCGUAAGACCGUUUCGAAGCUUGUUCCGUGGAUAGGAGCCUGUCUCACAGUUGGACAGGCGGAUUUGACAUUGAAGGGUACGAAGUUAGUACUGUCAUUGCCAAAGGCAAUGAAGGGGAGAUCUGACAAGGAGGUUCUGGACUUGUUUCAGAAGCAAAAUAAAGGAAUCUCCACUGCCAAGUGGAAAGUCCGUAGCAGACUGACAGAGGCAGAUGAGAGAGAGAGGCUGACUCUUUGGGUUGAUGAGAAAUCAUUUCAGGAUUUGAAAGCUCGUGAUUUUAAAUUAUUCCUCGAUUUAAGUAUUGUUUACCUCUUGCAAUGGUCACAGUGGGAGAACCUGCCAGCUGAUUCUCGUGUGACAGUGUGGCAUGACCUGCAGCCUGUGGUUCAGAAUCUGCCACUGGCCCAGACUCGAUACAAACCACUUCGACCUGUGGAGACUGAGCUCUCGUCUCAAAAUUUUCCGCUACCUCUGGUACCAGUUUUGCAAACUUGGGCUGUGGAUCGAUCUCUGUCACCCACAGUCCCAGGCGUAGGGCCUAAUCUUCCGGACUUCAGGUUUGAGGAUCAGGGUAGACCACAGUGUCGUGAACGUUUAUUUGCCAAUAAAGAUCAUCCUCACUUUCGUGAAGCACAGUUUGUGGUUUCAGGUCAGCUCUUACCACAAGAGCAUAUGUUUACAGUACCUGCUGCACUGCAGAAUCACGAGUCUAGAUUCUUGGCAAAAGAACAGCGUUGGGAGUUUGGCUUCAAGACUUCAGAACAUUUGCAGCUGCAGGAAGUUAGUUACAUGAUAUUGAAACGAUCACAGCACAGACACACAAAAGACAACUUGGAUCGAGACCAGGAAAACAGGUACUUCACUUCGGACCAUCGACACAGUCGUGAAAUAGGAUACGGUGAACCAGAACCCCUUCAGCUCCAUCAGUCAAGAUAUAUGGAUUUGGAUCGGCUGUCACCUCGAGAUGAGAGAGAUACAGAUUGGGAUCGCCUGUCACCUCUAUAUAAGACAGAUACGGUUUGGGAUCGGUUGUCAUCUCAAGACAAGAUACCUACAGUGUGGGAUCGGCUAUCACCUCGGGGUAAGAAGUAUAUGGCGUCCGAUGGACUGUCACCUCAGGGUAAGAGGUAUAAAGCUUCCAGUUGGGUAUCACCUCAAGAUAAUAGGUGUAAAACUUCCAGUCGAGUGUCACUUCGAGGUAAGAGGUAUAAAGCUUCAGAUUCACUGACAUCUCGAGAUAAGAGGUGUAAAUAUUCCAAUUGGCUGUCAUCUCACGAUGAAAGGCACAUGCCUUCGGACCGGCUCUCACCUCAAGAUGGAAAGUACACUCCUUUAGACCAUAUGUCACACCGAAAUGGGAGGCACGUGGUUUCAGAUCAGCGAUCACCCCGAGACAGGAGGUACACGGCUUCAGAUCAGCUGUCUACCCGAGAUGGGAGGUACGCAGCUUCGGAUCGGCUCUCACCCCGCGACAGGAGGUAUGCGGUUUCGGAUCGGCUGUCACCUCAGGACGGGAGGGACGUGGCUUCGGAUUGGCUGUUGCCUCGAGAUGGGAGGGACGUGGCUUCGGAUCGGCUGUUGCCUCGAGAUGGGAGGGACGUGGCUUCGGAUCGGCUGUUGCCUCGAGAUGGGAGGGACGUGGCUUCGGAUCGGCUGUUGCCUCGAGAUGGGAGGGACGUGGCUUCGGAUCGGCUGUUGCCUCGAGAUGGGAGGGACGUGGCUUCGGAUCGGCUGUUGCCUCGAGAUGGGAGGGACGUGGCUUCGGAUCGGCUGUUGCCUCGAGAUGGGAGGGACGUGGCUUCGGAUCGGCUGUUGCCUCGAGAUGGGAGGGACGUGGCUUCGGAUCGGCUGUUGCCUCGAGAUGGGAGGGACGUGGCUUCGGAUCGGCUGUUGCCUCGAGAUGGGAGGGACGUGGCUUCGGAUCGGCUGUUGCCUCGAGAUGGGAGGGACGUGGCUUCGGAUCGGCUGUUGCCUCGAGAUGGGAGGGACGUGGCUUCGGAUCGGCUGUUGCCUCGAGAUGGGAGGGACGUGGCUUCGGAUCGGCUGUUGCCUCGAGAUGGGAGGGACGUGGCUUCGGAUCGGCUGUUGCCUCGAGAUGGGAGGGACGUGGCUUCGGAUCGGCUGUUGCCUCGAGAUGGGAGGGACGUGGCUUCGGAUCGGCUGUUGCCUCGAGAUGGGAGGGACGUGGCUUCGGAUCGGCUGUUGCCUCGAGAUGGGAGGGACGUGGCUUCGGAUCGGCUGUUGCCUCGAGAUGGGAGGGACGUGGCUUCGGAUCGGCUGUUGCCUCGAGAUGGGAGGGACGUGGCUUCGGAUCGGCUGUUGCCUCGAGAUGGGAGGGACGUGGCUUCGGAUCGGCUGUUGCCUCGAGAUGGGAGGGACGUGGCUUCGGAUCGGCUGUCACCUCAGGACAGGAGGUACACGGCUUCGGAUCGGCUGUCAACGCGGGAUUCGAGGUAUGCGGAUUCGUAUCGGCUGUCAUCCCAGGAGUCGAGGUACGCAGUUUCGGAUCGGCUGUCACCUCGGGACAGGAGGUACGAUGCUUUGGAUCAGCUGUCAACCCAGUAUUCGAGGUACACAGAUUCGGAGCGGCUGUCGCCACGGUAUGAGAGGUACACAGCUUCGCAUCAGCUGUCACCUGGGGAUUCGAGGUACGCGGCUUCCGAUCGGCUGUCGCCCCGGGAUUCGAGGUACGCAACUUCGGAUCGGCUGUCGCCCCAGGAUUCGAGGUACGCAACUUCGGAUCGGCUGUUGCCCCAGGAUUCGACGUACGUGGCUUCGGAUCGGCCGUCGCCCCGGGAUUCGAGGUGCGCGGCUUCGGAUCGGCUGUCGCCCCGGGAUUCGAGGUGUGCGGCUUCGGAUCGGCUGUCGCCCCGAGAUUCGAGGUGCGCGGCUUCGGAUUCGAGGUACGAGGGUUAUGAUCGACAGUCACUUCGAGAUAAAAGUUAUACGGCUUCUGAUUGGUCUUCAUCUUGUGAUCCUAGGCACAAAGUUUCAGAGCAGCCACCAUCUCGUGAUUGGUACCCCCCUUCAAAUCAGUCACUGUCUUCUUGUUCUGGGCACAUUACUCCAAUCCAGGAGAAAUCCCCAAAUUCGAAGUGGAGACGCUCAGUUCAACAAUCCUCCAGUGAUUACAAUUCUGUAGGUCCGCAUGAGUCACUGUUCGAGGAAUCCACAUUCCGAGGCAGAAAUCAGGUGCAGUACAAUGAAGGUAAAUUUGUGGAAUCUAGACUGAGAAUGUCAGCUUACCCACUACGCAGGGAAUUUGAUGAUACAGUUUCUCACACGCUACGUUCACAGGAAAACAGAUUUUAAAGUUCAGCUGUCCUGUUCCAGCAAUCUGUCAUAUUAUACAUUAUACAUUCUUUUCUCUUGAGAUCUUUGGGGCUUACUGGUAGACAUUCGGUGAUACAAGCACUUACUGUUGGAGGUGAAUUUUUAUCAAAAAUGUAACAUUCCAGUUUGUGGAGAGUUUAACCAAUAUUGCAUAAAUCAUUGUAAAAUUUAGUUACCCUGCUAUAUUUAGGGCAGGACAAAAUUUAUAACUCUUUGAACUCUACGUCUGCCUAUAAUUCACAACAUUGUUUGGUAUUAAGCUUCGAAGUGAGUUUGAAAGGCUUCAGGUUUAAAUUCUGUUAAAGGAGUGCCUCUGCUAUUCGUAGCAGGUCUGUCCAUUUGCAAAUUCUUUAAACAGGUUUGAAGUGUGUUUUGUUUCAUUUGUCUGUCAGAAAUGUUUCUGAUUUUGUGACUAAUUUCGUAUGCUGUAUGUUCUAUAAAGAAAGGAAAAAGUUGGAACUACUUCAAAUGUUUUUGUGCACAUCUAGUGAUGUCCUGUUAUUAAUGCCAGAGUGAAUGUUUAAAUGUGAGUUCAGUGUGCAGAGAAUUUGGUAAACCAAAUAACUAAAAAAUACGUGUGUGUGUGUGUGUGUGUGUGUGUGUGUGUGUGUGUGUGUGUGUGUGUGUGUGUGUGUCAUGUUUGUUUCAUUUCAGCAGUUGUUAUUCAAAAUAAGUACUUUGAAACUGGAGCUUUUUUUCCAGUAUAUAAUUUUGUAUAAAUUUGUAG
Molecule: messenger RNA, 6043 nt
Organism: Schistocerca cancellata (South American locust)
Lineage: Eukaryota; Metazoa; Arthropoda; Insecta; Orthoptera; Acrididae
Exons: 2
Coding region: 16-5295 (1759 amino acids)
Source: RefSeq, a predicted model, not a curated record